Anopheles bellator is the source of this 1320-nucleotide messenger RNA. Its product is annotated as proton-coupled folate transporter-like. Bases 1 to 1320 code for a protein of 439 amino acids. Gene Ontology annotation, cellular component: membrane. Gene Ontology annotation, biological process: transmembrane transport. Gene Ontology annotation, molecular function: transmembrane transporter activity. The record is from RefSeq and is a predicted model, not a curated record. The transcript is spliced from 5 exons. NCBI's taxonomy places the organism in Eukaryota, Metazoa, Arthropoda, Insecta, Diptera, Culicidae.
AUGGAAGAAGGUCGCUCCGAUAGUGUGUACUCUAGCGGCGAGGAAGACACUUUCGCCAAGCAGAGCCUGUUGCGCCUGCGAAAUGCCGCCCGUUGGCGAGAGCAAAGUCAAUACGUUAGUUUCGAGCCGGCCCUUCUGCUAUUGUGCUUCGCUGUGAGCUUGUCAGAGGUCGUCCUUGCGAAUCACAUCAUCCUAGAGGCAUGCAUCGGCGAAGGGCUUGGCAAGGAAGUCUGCCAGCAUCUCAGCAACGAUACAAACGCAACCGAGCGAGCAAUGAUCGAGACGAAAGUGCAACCGCUCGCGGCCAACGUAACUCUGACUAUCGUUAUCAUAAAAUCUGUCGUUCCCGUGCUGAGUGCGGUUCUGAUCGGUGCUUGGUCGGAUCGAUACGGAAGAAAACCGGCGAUGCUGAUCGGUAGUGCGGGAUUGCUUGUCUCGUACGUUCUUUUGACUCUGCUCGCCUUCCUAUCAAUGCGGGUCACUGUUAGCCCGUGGUAUUACACCGCCGCUUAUCUUCCGCUGGCUAUCUUGGGCGGCAUGACCGUGAUAACCGGGGCCGCCUUUAGCUACCUGUCCGAUGUUGUGGCGAACGAACAGAACCGCACGGUGCGCAUGGGACUCAUGGAGGCGGCAAUGAUGGUCGGUGCACUGCUUGGAUUUAUCUCGAGUAGCUAUAUCCUGGAGUGGUUUAACGUUGCCGUCACCUUCGGUAUUGCUACCGGUGCGAUCGGAUUGGCGCUGGCAUACAUCAUCUUCUUCACAGAGGACAGCAUAAUACUGAGCAGCAGCCGGAGCACGGUUGAAAAACUGUGCGAUAUGUUUUCUUGCGAUCGCGGAACUGGAGGCAUUUUCUAUAUGUACACAAGACGAAUGUUCGGGUGGGAUUUGAAACAAUACUCCUAUUUUCAAUUUACCGACAUUCUUAUCAUAAUUGUGGGAAACGUGGUUGGAAUACCAAUUUUAAAGAAGGUACUACACUAUUCCGACACAACGGUGGCUCUCGUUUCAAUAACCAGCUACGCAGCAAACUCUUUAAUGGUGGGCUUCGCGACCAAAGGUUGGAUUUUAUACCUGGCAACCUCCUUAACGGUCCUGAAAGGCACGGACGGUGCUGCGCUGCUGACGAUUUGCUCCUCGAUUCUUCCUUCCGGCGAUAUGGCAAAGUUUUUCACACUAGCAUUAUCCCUCACCGCUCUUGUUCCGUUAGUGUCUGCUCCCGUAUUCACGUUCGUCUAUGAAAGUACACUGCAAACUGCACCGCAGGUGUUUAAUUUCGUGGCUGGAGGCUUUUUCGUUGCGGCACUAGUGCUGAUGAUGUGA